This is a messenger RNA of Sphaeramia orbicularis (orbiculate cardinalfish), 1631 nucleotides long. RefSeq names its product X-ray repair complementing defective repair in Chinese hamster cells 4 (gene xrcc4). The transcript has 8 exons. Lineage: Eukaryota; Metazoa; Chordata; Actinopteri; Kurtiformes; Apogonidae. Gene Ontology annotation, molecular function: DNA binding. Gene Ontology annotation, cellular component: nucleus; DNA-dependent protein kinase-DNA ligase 4 complex; DNA ligase IV complex. Gene Ontology annotation, biological process: response to X-ray; positive regulation of ligase activity; double-strand break repair via nonhomologous end joining. The record is from RefSeq and is a predicted model, not a curated record. The coding region runs from base 123 to 1067 and encodes 314 amino acids.
CGUAGUUUCAACUCGCCCGGCAAAACAGUGCUGGACUUGUCACACAACAGCCCAAAGAUACGCUUUUCUGGUCCAAAGCAGCAUACAGGACACACGUGGUCUCGUAUUAGGUGUCUGCAGGGAUGCACAUCUCAGUGCGUGAAAUCCACGUGUCUUCAGGUUCUUCCUAUUUCCUGCGGGUGGACUGGAAAGGGCAGGACUUGGGUUCAGGAUUCCAGUUGCUGCUGACUGAUGGACAAGACGCUUGGAGAGGAGAAGUGAGCGAGACAACACUAUGUGGCGAAGCAGAGGAGCUGGAGAUGCAGCUGGAGAGGUACAUCCAGGACCUGCACCAGGCACUGACCGGGACAGUGAGCUCCGUCACUUACACCUUCAGCCUGACGCCAACUCCUCCAAAAUGCAGCUCCACUGUUACGCUGUCAUAUGAGAAAGUGCAGAAGGACAUCUCUUUCAGCUUGGGCUCUGUUUUGUUGGGCCCCAUCCCAGAGCCAGCGGAGGCAGUGAGAGAAUUACUGAUUCACAGUCUGGAGAGGGGAAAUACACUGGAGUGCCAUAACCAGAAACUACAGAAGGAGAACCAGAGACUGAGACAAGAGCAGCAACGCAUCACUGCAGAACUGAAGCGCUAUGCCAGCGGUAAGGAGGAGCUGGAGGCAGAGCUGUACUCUCGAUUUGUCCUUAUCCUCAAUGAGAAGAAAGCUAAGAUCCGCAGUCUACAGCAAACCGUCACACACCUACAGGACGUGAGGAGUUCAGAUGAGCCAAAAAAGACAGAAUCUGACCAAACAGCAGAUCAAGCUAAAGAAGAUGAAUAUGGAGGAAGUACUGAUGAGGAGCCAGAGGAAGAGCAGGCUGCACCAGCCUCUACGGAACCAACCAGGGAAAGUUCAACACCAAGCCCAUUGGAUGACAGUCUGAGUGACAUCACAGACGUAGCACCCUGUCGCAAGCGCCGCUUUCGUCACCUCGGGCCCCCGGACCUGGCUGCUAAACAACCUAACCCACAGACCUCCAAGAAAAACAGGUCAUCCACAGGGAGGAUAGAGAGAAGGAGGAGCAGAAAAUGAAAAGAGUGAAAGAAAAAAUGAGCCUGCAUAGAAACACGAAGAGAAGACGAGGAUGAUCACAAAUUAAACCAAUAGAUUUUUGGGAAUAUGUUCCUUAUGCUCUUUAACCUCGUUUCAUAUGAUUAGAACUGUAGAAAUAGAUAGUUCAGGAAAAUCACACAUACAUCUAAAGAAUCUGACUCCGGUUCAGGGGCUCUCAGUGUGUUCAAGGUAAGACGACAACAUUUUAUGCUGAGAGACAUUUACGUUAUGUGCAGUCGAUUAUGUACAUUUACUGCCUCCUACCUAUUAGUUUAACUGGUCCUAAGUGUUAACUGUUCUCAAAGCUAACCAAUUUCUGUCUUGUUUGUUUACUCAGUCCACAAAGACAAAUGUCAAAAACACAAUUUGUGGUUUUAGAGGGUCAUAAAGUACAGAUUGGAACCAUUUCUUGAUGAAAGGCAGUGUCUGGUGCCAAGAUUUGGUCGUAUUGCAUCUUUAGUGAAAGCAAGUAGUGUCAACUUGUAAUCCCCCUGCAUCCCCUUAUAAUCACGGUACAUUAAACAGAUGAAUGUGUAAAUGAGA